Messenger RNA from Coffea arabica (coffee), 1139 nucleotides. RefSeq lists its product as uncharacterized. The record is from RefSeq and is a predicted model, not a curated record. NCBI's taxonomy places the organism in Eukaryota, Viridiplantae, Streptophyta, Magnoliopsida, Gentianales, Rubiaceae.
GUUGUAGGACUCUGAGAUACAUGACUUGUAGUUUAUCUAACAACCAAACCAAAAAUAAGCUUCACAUGUCAACUCUCGUUCUUUUGGAUGUGUCUUUAUCCUAUCCUCAGAUCACCAAAAUUCUAUCUUCCAAGCUGUCAUGAUGAAUUCUGUAUGGACUACUAAACUAAUCCAUAAAAGUUAUGCGUGUGUGUAUAUAUAUAUAUGUGUAGUGUGAGCAUGAUGAUUCCAUAGGUUGGUCCCAAAAAAUACGUGUCCAUGAAACUUUUCCAAAUUGAUUGAAAGUUAGAAGGAUUUGUAGGAGUUUCUUUUCUUCGCCUUGUUUCUCUUUGUGGUUGUAUAUUCGUUCUUGUUCAUUUCAAGUAUGGGAAAAGUGCAAAAUCAAAAGCUUCAAGAUCUAUGGCCUCAAUAUAAUAAUGGUCAUUUGAAGAAUGAAGGUCCCUGGAUAAUCGAUGAAGAUCAUGAGAAUUGCUGGAUUAAUGUUGACGCUGCAUCAUCAUCAUCAUCAUCAUUAGCAUCCUCCGUCAUUGAAGCUUCGACUAUUUCAGAUGGGUCGUGUUCCUCGAACGAUACAAGGGAUGAUGCAUCGUCAUCAGCUACACAUUCUUCAUCCUCAAAUUCUAGUGGAGCUUUAUAUGACUUGUCCGAGCUCAUGGAACAAUUGCCUAUCAAGAGAGGACUUUCUAACUUUUACCGAGGGAAAUCUGAGUCUUUUACGUGUUUGUCAAGGGUUACAAGCAUAGAAGAUUUGGCAAAGAAAGAGGCUCCUUGUAGAAGGAAACACAAGGGAAGCAAGAAUUUUGAAGGUGGCUUGGAUGCCUACAGAACAUUCACUCUUCCUAAGCCCAUUAUUUCCAAGAAAACACCGAGGGGCUCACUUUCAUCAUCUUUUCUGUGUAGAAGGGGAGGUUUCAUUAAUGGCAGCAGCAGGCCUCCACAGAAACCUUUGAAAAAGAGCUUGGGUGAUGGGAUGUGAACAAAUUUUUUUUUUUUUUCCAAUAGAAAAGUGUAAAGCUUUGAGUUUUUGGUAGGAAAAAUUAGAAUAAAACUACUACUAAAAGAGAGAAAUGUUGUGUACUACGAAUUUUCAUUAAUUAGCUAUUCACAGAGUACGUCCUAACCUGUUUUUGUUUCGUUAA